AGCCCCCACCGAAAGGUUCUGUACGUGGCAGCGUCGGUCUGAACCCCCUCUCUGUCCUAUUCAUAACCCCUGAGUACCAAGUAAAAUUGCGUCCACAUACUCAAGUGUGAGCUUACAUUUAAAGACCUAAGAGAAUACAGGUCAUUGAAAGAGACAGAAUGGGGAAGUUCAUCUCUCUCGUCCUCUGGGCCCUGCUCUGCUCCUGCUGCUGCUGGACAACACAGGCAGAGAUCUUCACUUCCAUAAGCCAAAUGACAGACCUGAUCUACACAGAGAAAGAGUUGGUCCAGUCGCUGAGUGAAUACAUAAAAGCAGAGGAGUCCAAACUUUCUACAAUACAAAGCUGGGCCAACAAACUAGACGCUCUGACCAAAUUGUCCACCUCAGACCCAGAGGGAUACCUGGCCCACCCAGUGAAUGCCUACAAACUGAUGAAGAGGCUAAACAGGGAGUGGUCUGAACUGGAGUCCCUGGUGCUGCAGAACCCCUCUGAUGGGUUCAUUUCCAACAUGUCCAUACACAGACAGUUCUUCCCAGAUGAAGAGGAUGAGAAGGGUGCAGCCAAGGCGCUUAUGCGUCUUCAGGACACGUACCAACUGGAUUCCGAGGCCUUCUCCAGAGGAAAGCUGCCAGGUAUUCACUCCAAUGUCAUUCUGACGGUGGAGGACUGCUUCGAUAUGGGGAAGACGGCCUAUAAUGACGCAGACUAUUACCAUGCUGUACUGUGGAUGCAGGAGUCCCUAAAGCAGCUGGAUGCCGGGGAGGAAACAGAGGUUUCCAAGGGGGACAUUUUGGACUACCUCAGCUACUCUGUUUACCAAAUGGGAGACCUACCUCGAGCCAUUGAGCUGACACGGCGACUGGUGGCUAUUGAUCCCAGCCACCAGAGGGCAGGAGGAAACCUGCGGUAUUUUGAGCGGUUGCUUACCAAGGAGCUCAAUGAGCUGAAGCAGGAUUACCCACCGGCCUCUGAGGAGCCCAUCCAACUGGGAACCUACAGCAGACCUAAAGACCAUCUCCCAGAGAGAGAGGUCUACGAAGCUCUCUGCAGAGGAGAGGGGCUCCAAAUGAAUGACGUGAGGCGCAGUCGCUUGUACUGCCGCUACCAGGAUGGAGAGAGGAACCCUCGCCUCCUUCUGAAGCCUAUAAAGGAGGAAGAUGAGUGGGACAGCCCCCGCAUUGUACGCUACCUGGACAUUCUGUCACACGAGGAGACUGAGAAGAUUAAGGAGCUGGCCAAACCCAGGCUUGCCAGAGCUACUGUCCGUGACCCGAAAACAGGCGUCCUGACCACAGCCAACUACAGAGUGUCCAAAAGUGCAUGGUUAGAAGAAGAGGAUGACCCUGUGAUUGCCAGAGUCAACCAGAGAAUAGGAGACCUUACUGGCCUCGAAGUAGACACUGCAGAGUUACUACAGGUCGCUAACUAUGGAGUUGGAGGACAGUAUGAGCCACAUUAUGACUUCUCAAGGAAAGAUGAGCCUGAUGCUUUCAAAAGAUUAGGCACUGGAAAUCGUGUGGCAACUUUUUUAAAUUACAUGAGCGAUGUGGAGGCAGGAGGAGCCACGGUCUUCCCUGACUUCGGAGCAGCUAUCUGGCCUAGAAAGGGGACGGCAGUUUUUUGGUACAAUCUUUUCAAGAGUGGGGAGGGAGACUAUAGGACCAGACAUGCAGCCUGUCCCGUCUUAGUAGGAAGUAAAUGGGUGUCAAAUAAGUGGAUUCACGAACGAGGACAAGAGUUCAGGAGACCCUGUGGCCUGACAGAAGUGGACUGAAGUCACACGCACACGCACUUAACUAACAUGCAAAAACACACAAACUAUAAACACACCCUCAGUAGUGCCUUAAGUCUGUCAAUUACGCAACUCAUAGACACACAACUCAACACCUGGUGCUUUCUGCCUCUACUUGUCUACGUCGUAAAAACUUUUUUUAUGAGGAAUUAUAUCAGCCUUAUGUGCCAAGAGGUACAUAACACAUGUAUUCCCACACCCUCCCUAUUAAAGUGAAUAAGGAAUAGGGUAAAAUGCGUUUGUAAAACUAAUUCCUUAAUCAAUACAAAACUAUGUCAGUGCAAUGAUGGUUUGCCAACAAACACCCAUUUUGCAGUCACUAAUAUCUAAGUAUUUAAAAAUAAGUAAUAAGCAGUUCCAAAUAUGAGUUCUCUACCAAAUCUUUAUUUUUUUUACUGAUACCAAAAAACAAAUAUUAUUUGUUUAACGUCGUAGCCCUCCAUACUGCUCCAUUCACACAAUAAGAAGAGUGUAACUUUAAAAAAAUGUAAAUCGUUAUUUAUUUAGCUAAUAUCCUAGCUGUUGAAAACAUACAUCAAAACAUACAGUUGGUGUUUUAAAGUCCUUACCAAAAUGAUGUCGGAGUAGGUCAGAUUCAGAUUGCAAUGCCAUAGGCAUAUUAAUUAAAGGGAAGCAAUAGAUUCAUUUUCACAUAUUUCUGAAAAAUUACCCAAGCUGAGUCUAGAAAAAUGACCUUUCUUUCAAUGAUUUUGUGACUUAGACGUUAUGACCUAACUGUAGACUCUGUACUAUAUUCAGACAGUACAAAGAACAUCAGUUGAUGAUUACCCAAUGGAAACACAUUUUUUCGUUUACAUUUUUAAGCAAAUUUUUGGGUAGGACUGAAGUCAUGUUCAUAAAUAUUUGGCUGCCAAGUAUCAGGAAAGUGUUUUUUACAAAAAGCUUUGAGCUGCUAUUGGCUAUAUCUAAUAUCAUUUAAGAAAAACGAACUCUUUUCAUACAGUAUACUACUUUCAUUUUGUAGACAUAAAAAGGCUUUACUCUAUCUUCAUUUACACAUAUACUUGAUUAAAUGCUCCUGACACUCUGGUUGUUAUAGUUUGCUUUAAAGUGUGUUAUUUUUCUUUUAACCUGACAGAUAAAACAAUUCCUCUUCAACAUAUCCAUGAUGUUUUAUUUAUGUAGUGUUUAAAUUAUUUAGUUUAUUCAGUUACAUGUUGUGCUCUUUGGUCAAGCUGGCAAACAACCAAGUCUAAAUAAACUGUGUCUUGUAUUAAA
Messenger RNA from Eleginops maclovinus (Patagonian blennie), 3032 nucleotides. Its product is annotated as prolyl 4-hydroxylase subunit alpha-2-like. The record is from RefSeq and is a predicted model, not a curated record. The transcript has 15 exons. Bases 159 to 1775 code for a protein of 538 amino acids. Gene Ontology annotation, cellular component: endoplasmic reticulum. Gene Ontology annotation, molecular function: protein binding; procollagen-proline 4-dioxygenase activity; iron ion binding. Gene Ontology annotation, biological process: peptidyl-proline hydroxylation to 4-hydroxy-L-proline. Lineage: Eukaryota; Metazoa; Chordata; Actinopteri; Perciformes; Eleginopidae.